AUGGCGCCGGUGGGCGGGGGCGGGCGCUCGGGCGGCGGGCCGGCCCGAGGGCGCCUCCUCCUGGUGGCGCCGGUGCUGCUGGUGCUGCUGUGGGCGCGGGGGGCCCGCGGCCAGGGCGACCCCCAGCGGGGCGCGAUCCUGGGCAUGAGGCUGGCGAGCUGCAACAAAUCGUGUGGGAUAAACUCGGAUGGCAUCAUCUUCGUGUCCGAGGGCAGCACGGUGAACCUGAGGCUGUACGGCCAGAGGCUGGGCUCCUUCUCCAGCAACCUGAUCUCCUUCACCGAGGUGGACAACGCCGAGACCAUCCACAACUCCACCAGCUGCCCCGAGCUCACCAAGGACCUGGUCGUCCAGAAGCUGGUCAACGUGAGCCGCGGGGACACGUCCGGGAUGCUGGUGGUGCUCACUAAGUUCCUCCGGAGGAGCGAGAGCAUGAAGCUGUAUGCGCUGUGCACCCGGGCCGGCGUGGACGGACCCUGGCAGAAGUGGACGGACAAGGACUCGCUGCUCUUCAUGGUGGAGGAGGCUGGGCGGUUCCUGCCCCUCUGGCUGCACAUCCUCCUCAUUUUGGUGCUGCUAGUGCUGUCGGGCAUAUUUUCUGGCCUCAAUCUGGGGCUUAUGGCCCUGGACCCCAUGGAGCUGCGCAUCGUGCAGAACUGCGGCACUCAGAAGGAGAGGCGCUAUGCCCGCAAGAUCGAGCCCAUCCGACGCAAGGGCAACUACUUGCUCUGCUCCCUGCUCCUGGGAAAUGUGCUGGUCAACACCUCCCUCACCAUCCUUGUAGAUAACCUCAUCGGGUCUGGGCUGGUGGCCGUGGCCUUCUCCACCAUAGGCAUUGUCAUCUUUGGGGAGAUUGUGCCUCAGGCCCUGUGCUCCCGACACGGGCUGGCUGUGGGCGCCAACACUAUCAUUCUCACCAAAUUCUUUAUGCUACUCACCUUCCCCCUCAGUUUCCCCAUCAGCAAGCUCCUGGACUUUUUCCUGGGUCAGGAGAUCCGCACCGUUUACAAUCGGGAGAAGCUGAUGGAGAUGUUGAAGGUGACGGAGCCCUAUAAUGACCUCGUGAAAGAGGAGUUGAACAUGAUCCAGGGUGCCCUGGAACUCCGGACCAAAACUGUGGAGGAUAUCAUGACCCAGCUCCAGGACUGCUUCAUGAUCCGGAACGAUGCCAUCCUGGACUUCAACACCAUGUCGGAGAUUAUGGAAAGCGGCUACACGCGCAUCCCCGUGUAUGAAGACGAGCAGUCCAACAUCGUAGAUAUUCUCUACGUCAAAGACUUGGCCUUCGUGGACCCCGAUGACUGCACCCCCCUCAAGACCAUCACCCGCUUCUACAACCACCCAGUGCACUUCGUCUUCCAUGAUACCAAGCUGGAUGCCAUGCUGGAGGAGUUCAAGAAGGGGAAGUCCCACCUGGCCAUCGUGCAGAAGGUGAACAACGAGGGUGAAGGUGACCCCUUCUACGAGGUGCUGGGCCUGGUCACCCUGGAGGACGUCAUCGAGGAGAUCAUCAAGUCCGAGAUCCUGGACGAGUCUGAUAUGUACACUGACAACCGAAGCCGGAAGCGGGUGUCUGAGAAGAACAAGCGUGACUUCUCAGCCUUCAAGGAUGCUGACAAUGAACUCAGAGUGAAAAUCUCACCUCAGCUACUUCUGGCUGCUCAUCGCUUCCUGUCCACGGAGGUUCCCCAGUUCAGCCCCUCUCUGAUAUCAGAGAAGAUACUGCUGCGGCUGCUCAAGUACCCAGACGUCAUUCAGGAGCUCAAGUUCGAUGAACACAACAAGUACUCCGCCCGCCAUUACCUGUACACCCGCAACAGGCCGGCCGACUACUUUAUCCUCAUCCUGCAGGGGAAGGUGGAGGUGGAGGCCGGGAAGGAGAACAUGAAGUUUGAGACGGGCGCCUUCUCCUACUACGGGACCAUGGCCCUGUCCUCGUGCCCCUCUGACCGCUCCCCGUCCCACCCCGCACCCCUCAGCCGCUCGGCCUCCCUCAGCUACCCGGACCGCUCAGAAACGGCGUCGAGCACAGCCCCCUUGGCAGGCAGCAGCAACCAGUUCGGCAGCUCCGUCCUGGGCCAGUACACCUCCGACUUCAGCGUCCGCGCGCUCAUGGACCUCCAGUACAUUAAGAUCACCCGGCAACAGUACCAGAAUGGGCUGCUGGCCUCACGCAUGGAGAACUGCCCCCAGUUCCCCCCGGAUGGGUGCACCAUCUGUACCGAGAACUUGACCCACAAGUCCGAGCUGCCCCUGGUGGACGAGACCACGACUCUCCUGAACGAGCACAACUCCUUGCUGCACAGAGCCUCCCUCGAGGCCGCCAUCUGACAGGAGGGCCCGGGGUCCCCCGCCAGCCCCGCGGGGGCCUCCCCAGUGGGCCCACACGAAGACAGGGAGCC
This is a messenger RNA of Kogia breviceps (pygmy sperm whale), 2402 nucleotides long. RefSeq names its product cyclin and CBS domain divalent metal cation transport mediator 4 (gene CNNM4). Lineage: Eukaryota; Metazoa; Chordata; Mammalia; Artiodactyla; Physeteridae. Gene Ontology annotation, molecular function: sodium ion transmembrane transporter activity; magnesium ion transmembrane transporter activity. The record is from RefSeq and is a predicted model, not a curated record. Gene Ontology annotation, cellular component: cytoplasm; plasma membrane. Gene Ontology annotation, biological process: magnesium ion homeostasis; intracellular manganese ion homeostasis; magnesium ion transport.